UUUGACCAUAGCUAGGUAUUUUGUUAUGCAUUGGUAUUGAUCUGACCUGCCCGUUACAUGUUGAUGUGAGAAUUGUAUUUAAAUAUUUGAUUAGAGGUUGCAUACAUUGAUUGAAUCUUGACGAUGUAUAUGAAAUUUACCAUGCUGGCAAAAUUUUCUUGAUAUUAAGUAUAGGGACUCUACUUAAAAGGUACAUUUUGCCUACUGCGUCAGAUAACGUCAAACUAAAAACAACAUGGUUGAUAUGGAAGACGAAGACCAAGAAAAACUAUUUCAUCUGAUUCAAAAUGGAAACAUAAGGAAACUUACAAACUUUUUCAGUGAAGAUACGAACAUAAAUAUUGACUUUGAAGAUGCCUCAGGGAAGACACUUCUUAUGUGCGCCGUGUGCUAUGACGGAAAGGACGACAUCAGAACACAUAUGGUGAGAACGUUGUUACGUCACGGUUGUGAAGUCAAUAGACAAGACAUGUAUGGUCGCACAGCGCUGAUGUAUUCAUGUAUGGACACAGGAAGUGAGGACGUUACUAGACUGCUUACAAAGAAAGGAAAUUGUGAUCCUAAUAUUCAAGAUAAUAAUCUCAAUACUGCACUUAUGCACGCAGUCCUUGCUUCAAAUCACGCAGCUGUGUAUAUUCUUGUUACGUCGUCUGCAACGCGGUCAAACAUUAAUCUGGAUGUACAGAACGACCAGGGACUUACUGCUUUAGAACUCGCAAUCAAAUUAAAAAUGGGAGAAUGUUGCAAAGUUCUUGUACAAAACGGAUGUGUAGAUAUGAAAAAUACAAAGGAUUUAAAAGGACUCAGAAUUCUGUUGGGCAAAGAGAUUGACUAUAAUGGAAGAGAACACAGUUUUGUGCGCAAUGAAUUUCAGACGCUGUCUUUGCCGAGGUCUUUUGGAAGAUCUUCGACUUCUUCGACGUUAUCCUCAUCUUCAUCACCUCGAAGAUGUUCCAACCCAACUCCCGAUUUUGUGCGACAAACCGGAAUUAAUUCUUUCGCAGAAGAUACGCAUCGAAGCGCAAGAUCGGAUCACACCAGUAUUAAUCGGACGCACCAAACAUACGACAUUAGCUGGGUAGGUAGUCCUAGAAAAUUACGACGCGCUUUAACUCCUCUUUUCAAAGACAAUGCACGCAUAGAGGAAGAUGAAGAAGACCAAGAUAUAUUCAGAUUUCGCACGAGACUACCCAGUAUCCCGAGUGGGAAAAGACUUUGUACGGUCCAUGCUGCAUCUGAUUUAACUACACAAUGAUACAGGAACGCUCAUGGUUGAUUUUUUUUAUUAACAAUAAAAUACAGAAAUGAUUAUAAUAUAUGGUACGAACUACACAAUAAUAAUGAAUAAAAUUAGAGAUAAAGUUUUUAGUAUAUC
Mytilus trossulus (common blue mussel) is the source of this 1375-nucleotide messenger RNA. Its product is annotated as ankyrin repeat domain-containing protein 34C-like. Gene Ontology annotation, cellular component: nucleus. The coding region runs from base 236 to 1255 and encodes 339 amino acids. Gene Ontology annotation, biological process: positive regulation of transcription by RNA polymerase II. The transcript has 2 exons. The record is from RefSeq and is a predicted model, not a curated record. Gene Ontology annotation, molecular function: protein binding; transcription cis-regulatory region binding. Lineage: Eukaryota; Metazoa; Mollusca; Bivalvia; Mytilida; Mytilidae.